GUGUCCCUGCAGGAGGAUGCUCGUGACCUGGAUGCCUAUACAUUAGCCAAAUCUUACUUUGAUCUAAAGGAAUAUGACAGGGCUGCCUAUUUUCUGCGGGGCUGCAAGAGUCAGAAAGCUUACUUCUUGUAUAUGUACUCUAGAUACCUGUCAGGGGAAAAGAAGAAGGAUGAUGAGACAGUGGAUAGUUUGGGACCUCUGGAAAAAGGACAGGUGAAAAAUGAAGCUCUACGAGAACUGAGAGUUGAGCUCAGCAAGAAACACAAGGCACGGGAACUGGAUGGAUUUGGCCUUUAUCUGUAUGGUGUUGUGCUGCGGAAGCUGGACCUGGUGAAAGAAGCAAUAGAUGUGUUCGUUGAAGCUGCCCAUGUCUUACCUUUGCACUGGGGAGCCUGGCUGGAACUUUGCAACUUGAUUACAGACAAAGAAAUGUUGAAGUUCCUGUCCUUGCCAGAUACAUGGAUGAAAGAGUUCUUUCUUGCACACAUUUAUACAGAGCUGCAGCUGAUAGAGGAGGCUCUGCAGAAGUAUCAGAGCCUCAUUGAUGCAGGAUUUUCCAAAAGCACUUAUAUCAUCUCUCAGAUUGCAGUUGCCUACCACAACAUCCGAGAUAUUGACAAAGCUUUAUCCAUCUUUAACGAGCUGAGGAAACAAGAUCCUUACAGGAUAGAAAACAUGGACACUUUCUCCAACUUGCUGUACGUGAGGAGCAUGAAGCCUGAGUUGAGCUACCUGGCUCACAAUCUGUGUGAGAUAGACAAGUACCGUGUUGAGACCUGCUGUGUGAUUGGGAAUUAUUACAGCUUGCGUUCCCAGCAUGAAAAAGCAGCGCUCUAUUUCCAGAGGGCCUUGAAACUGAACCCUCGUUAUCUGGGAGCCUGGACACUUAUGGGACACGAGUAUAUGGAAAUGAAGAACACAUCUGCAGCUAUCCAGGCUUACAGGCAUGCAAUAGAGGUGAACAAAAGGGACUACAGAGCAUGGUAUGGUUUGGGGCAAACCUAUGAAAUCCUCAAAAUGCCAUUUUACUGUCUCUAUUACUACCGACGGGCCCACCAGCUCAGACCCAAUGACUCUCGUAUGCUGGUUGCUCUCGGGGAGUGCUAUGAGAAACUCAAUCAGCUGGUGGAAGCUAAAAAGUGCUACUGGAGAGCUUAUGCUGUGGGAGAUGUGGAGAAGAUGGCACUGGUGAAACUAGCAAAGUUGCACGAACAGCUGAAUGAGUCUGAACAGGCGGCUCAGUGCUACAUCAAAUACAUCCAGGAUAUCUAUUCCUGUGGGGAGAUAGUGGAGCACCUGGAGGUCAGCACUGCCUUCCGUUACCUGGCCCAGUACUACUUCAAGUGCAAGCUCUGGGACGAAGCCUCAGCCUGUGCUCAGAAGUGCUGCGCAUUCAAUGACACCAGAGAAGAAGGAAAGGCCUUGCUGCGGCAGAUAUUACAGCUUCGCAACCAAGGAGAAACAUCGUCCACCGAUAUCGCUGCCCCCUUCUUCCUGCCCGCGUCACUGUCAGCCAACAACACUCCCACACGUCGGGUGUCCCCACUCAACCUCUCUUCUGUAACACCAUGAACAAUGCUGCUCCUCCCAACCCACGCGGGGUCUGUGGCACAGCUGAUGGGGCUCGUAACUGCUCAUCUCUGUCCAGUUACAUUUCUGCCUUCCCUGUUGCCUUGGCGUGGAGGACAGGAGCUGCUGGAGCCCAGGGCUGAGGGUGGAUGUGCCCUGGCAGGCAGAGGUGCAGCCUGUGCCGGGGUGUGAGCACCUGCUGUGCCUCCCCCAGGAGGUCGCAGGCCGAGGGCAGACACGUUCUGUGCACUGGGCUCCUCAAGCUGGGGGACAGGAAGGGCUUCUCUGUUGAGUGGAAAUGUAUUUGAAGUUUGAUUCUGCCCCAUUACCGCUGGUCUUUACUGAACUUCUUUGGAUGAACUCUCGCGGUAUCGUUGCUGUCCACCCAGAGCCGCUACCUGCCUGGCUACUUAAGGACUUGUGCUCAUCCUGAGCUGCACAGGAGCUGCCUUAGGCAGUGGGUCCAGGCACUUGGCUGUGGGUGCCACGUCUGUGCUGUGGGACUGAGGAGUGCUAGAGGAAUCCCAGGUACCCGCAGGUGGCAGCUGUUUACCCUUCAGUCUGUGGCUCUGGCAGGUACUUUAGCAGCCGGUGGGAUGGCACAAUUAAAAAAACAAUGGUUAA
Athene cunicularia (burrowing owl) is the source of this 2193-nucleotide messenger RNA. It is a transcript of the gene CDC23, whose product is annotated as cell division cycle 23. Gene Ontology annotation, biological process: cell division. The transcript is spliced from 14 exons. Gene Ontology annotation, molecular function: protein binding. The annotation marks the transcript as partial. NCBI's taxonomy places the organism in Eukaryota, Metazoa, Chordata, Aves, Strigiformes, Strigidae. The record is from RefSeq and is a predicted model, not a curated record. Gene Ontology annotation, cellular component: anaphase-promoting complex.